AUGGCAGCUUUGAGAAUCUUCUCUAUAGACAUUUCCCUCCUCCUACUAUUUGAUCUCUUUUUACUGCCAUUAGCCAUUGGUGACAAAACUGAGAUCGACCGAGACGCUCUCCUUUGCUUCAAGUCGCAGCUCUCAGCUCUAACGGGAGCUCUAGCCUCAUGGAACAAUGCAUCCUUCUCACCCUGCAGCUGGCAUGGAAUCACAUGUAGCAAGAGAACUCACCGUGUGAUCGCCAUUGAUCUCCCAUCCCAAGGCAUCCUGGGUUCCAUAUCACCUUGCAUAGCUAACAUCACCUCUCUUGCAAGGCUGCAGCUGUCAAACAAUAGCCUCCAUGGUGGCAUACCGUCCGAGCUCGGCCGCCUGAACCAACUCAGCAGCCUCAACCUCAGCAUGAAUUUUCUGGAAGGUAACAUACCAUCAGAACUCUCAUCAUGUUCACAGCUUCAGAUCCUGGAUCUGCAGAGCAAUUCCCUGAAGGGUGAGAUUCUGCCUGGUCUAGGUCAAUGCAUUCAUCUUCAAGACAUUCUCCUUGGCAGCAAUAAGCUCCAAGGGAGCAUCCCCUCUGCUUUUGGGGAUCUUCCUAAACUGCGGGUGCUUGACCUGGCUGACAACAAGCUUUCAGGUGACAUACCACCCUCCUUGGGUAGCAGCCUUAAACUCAUAUAUGUCAAUCUUAAGAACAAUGCCCUCACAGGAGGGAUCCCAGAGCCCAUGUUGAAUAGCUCAUCUCUCCAACAGCUCAUCCUCAGUAGCAAUAGUCUCAGUGGAGAACUCCCAAAGGCCCUUCUCAACACAUUGUCACUUAACGGCAUUUACCUCAACCAGAACAACUUUUUCGGUUCUAUACCGCCCGUUACAACCAGCUCUCCACAGGUUCAAUAUAUUGAUUUAGGAGAAAACCAUCUCACAGGAACAAUACCUACCUCUCUAGGGAACCUUUCCUCCCUAGUUUAUCUUCGUCUUUCACAGAAUUAUUUAGAUGGGAGUAUACCAGAGAGCUUAGGACACAUUCCAACACUACAGACAUUGAGCUUGAUUUUAAACAACUUUUCUGGAACAAUUUCACCAUCUCUCUUCAAUAUGUCAUCCCUGACAUUUCUUGCUGUGGCAAAUAACUCACUCUGGGGAAGAUUACCUUUAGAUAUAGGCUAUACACUCCCAAACAUUGAGGGCUUGAUUCUCUCAGCAAAUAGGUUUAAGGGCUCAAUUCCAACUUCUCUUCUCAAUGCAACCCAUCUACAAAAGCUUUACCUAGCUGACAACAAGUUAACCGGUAUCAUGCCAUCCUUUGGAUCACUAACAAACUUGGAGGAUCUUGAUGUGGCAUACAAUUUGCUAGAAGCCGGCGACUGGAGCUUUAUCUUGUCACUCUCAAAUUGCACAAGAUUGACUAAGCUGAUGUUGGAUGAUAACAAUCUUCAAGGAAAUCUGCCAAUUUAUGUUGGCAAUCUAUCUAGUGGUCUCCAAUGGUUGUGGCUAAGAAAUAAUAAAAUUUCGGGACCUAUACCACAAGAGAUAGGCAAUCUUAAGAAUCUCAUUGAAUUGUACAUGGAUUACAAUCAAUUGACUGGAAAUAUACCUCCAUCAAUCGGAAAUUUGUGCAAAUUAGGUGUUCUGGCCUUUGCGCAAAACAGACUCUCUGGUCAAAUCCCAGACAACAUUGGGAAACUUGUUCAGCUGAAUUAUCUAAAUUUGGAUAGGAACAAUUUGAGUGGAAGCAUACCUGUGAGUAUAGGGUAUUGUACACAACUCGAAAUACUCAACCUUGCUCACAAUUCACUAGAUGGAGCAAUACCAGACACAAUCUUUAAAAUUUCUUCACUUUCAAUAGUGUUAGACUUGUCACAUAAUUACUUGUCCGGAAGCAUAUCAGAUGAAGUAGGAAACCUUGUCAAUGUGAAUAAGCUUAUAAUAUCAUACAACAGAUUGUCUGGAGAUAUCCCAUCCACUCUUAGUCACUGUGUGGUUCUAGAAAAUCUUGAGAUGCAAAGCAACUUCUUUGUAGGAAGCAUUCCACAAACAUUUGUGAACAUGGCAGGCAUCAAGGUGAUGGAUAUUUCUCAUAACAACUUAUCAGGAGAAAUCCCACAGUUUCUAGCAUUCUUAGGUUCUUUACAAGUUCUCAACUUAUCAUUUAACAAUUUUGAUGGAGCAGUCCCAAGCAGUGGUAUUUUUGCCAAUGCUAGUGUGGUGUCAAUUGAAGGAAAUGAUCAUCUGUGUGUAGAAACUCCAACAGGAGGUAUGUCUCUUUGUUCAAAAUCAGUUGACAGGAAAAGGAACCAUAGGUCAUUGGUUCUAGUCCUAAAAACAGUAAUGCCAAUUGUUGCUAUCACUUUCACUUUAUUAUUCCUUGCCAAAAUUAUUUGGUCAAAGAAAAUGCAAUCAAAGUCACAUGUACAAGAGCCUAAUGAGCACAGGAACAUAACAUAUAAUGAUAUUGUGAAGGCAACAAAUGGAUUCUCUUCAACUAACUUACUUGGUUCAGGAUCAUUUGGAAUGGUUUAUAUGGGCAAUCUGCAUUUUCCUUUCAAAAAAGAGCGCACUCUGCAUCUUCAGGAAGAGCAGGUCGCCAUCAAGAUUUUUAACCUUGAUAUCCAUGGAUCUUAUAAGAGCUUUGAUGCAGAGUGUGAAACCCUACAAAAUGUCCGGCACCGGAAUCUUGUCAAAAUUAUUACUUUAUGCUCUUCUGUAGAUUCCACUGGGGCAGACUUCAAGGCUAUAGUGUUUCCAUAUUUUCCAAAUGGGAACCUAGAUGUGUGGCUACAUCCAAAAUCCCACGAACAAAUUACUCAAAGAAAGAUUCUGGCUUUACGACAAAGAAUUAAUAUAGCCUUGGAAGUAGCAUUUGCUUUGGAUUACCUUCAUGGCCAGUGUGAGUUGCCGUUAGUACAUUGUGAUUUGAAACCAAGCAAUAUUCUGUUGGAUCGUGACAUGGUUGCAUACGUCAGUGACUUUGGUUUAGCAAGAUUUGUAUACACUAGAUCAAAUGAACAUCAACAUACAUCAACAAGCUUGGCCUGUCUAAAAGGAUCCAUUGGAUAUAUUCCGCCAGAGUACGCAAUGAGUGAAGAUAUCUCAACCAAGGGUGAUGUCUACAGCUUUGGGAUUCUUCUAUUAGAAAUGGUAACAGGAAGAAGUCCUACCGACCAAAAAUUUAAUGCGGGAACAACCCUACAUGAGUUUGCUGACAGAGCAUUGCCCAAUAAUAUUGACGAUAUUGUUGAUCCCACAAUGUUACAAGACGAUACCAGUGUAGCCGAUGACCUGGAGCGCUGCGUCAUUCCGUUGGUUAAAAUAGGGCUCUCGUGUUCCAGGGCAUUGCCUAGUGAACGCCCAGAGAUGAGGCAAGUCUCUAUCAUGAUCCUUAGAAUCAAGCAUGCAGCAGCCUCAAAUGUGUCUGUCAACGAGGCAAAGAUUUAGCGCAAAAUCCUCCCCCCCCCCCAAAAAAAAAAAAUCUUCGAGCCCCGGACCGGAGCGGAGACAGAUGCAUACAGAUCGAUCUCGCGCGGCGUAAUCCAGCCCAGAGGCUCACUAUAAAUCAAUCAGAAAGACAGAUGAACGGGCGCCGCCGCGUACCUGCCUACUAGUCGCGGAAGCCCUAGUUGCCGCGCCCGGCCGCUAGCUGCCUGGAGGACGACCUCACCGCGGAUCGUGCCGCUUGGCCUCGCGGCAGCAGCCCAAGCACUGGGCAGCGCCACCGCUUUCGCCACGGGCGGCCCAUUCGCCGACGAGCCCUGCCAAUCGCCGGCGUCGCGCGCACAAGCACAAGUCAUCGUCUCCACCAUGUAAUAUGAAAUAGAGGCAAUCUCUCUUUUGCCCUUGGCAAUAGUUCUCACCGCACAAGUCAUCCGAAUGGUAUUU
Messenger RNA from Oryza brachyantha (malo sina), 3861 nucleotides. RefSeq names its product receptor kinase-like protein Xa21. Gene Ontology annotation, molecular function: protein binding; protein kinase activity; ATP binding. Gene Ontology annotation, biological process: protein phosphorylation. The transcript is spliced from 2 exons. The record is from RefSeq and is a predicted model, not a curated record. Lineage: Eukaryota; Viridiplantae; Streptophyta; Magnoliopsida; Poales; Poaceae. The coding region runs from base 1 to 3420 and encodes 1139 amino acids.